UUCAUCUCAUACAUUGGGCUGCCCCGCUCUGCGGACCUCGCCUCCACGACGGCCGCUCAUGCGUGGGUCAAGGCAAAUCCGACCGGCACUCGAUUCGCAUACAUGCUGUACGCCACCACCAAGAUCUCCAUGUGCAAUGCGGUGAUCAUGGCACACAACAUCCGCCGGCUGGGAACGCCGCCGUCCAUUGCCAUCGUCAUAUUGGCAUCUGUCAAGUUGGACAGCCAUCCCACGAGCGAGUGGUCGGCUGCGCUUGACGCUGCAAACGCUGUCCAGGUGCCAGUGGAGCCUUGGACAUCGAGUUCCCUUCAAGGCCGUUCCAGCGUGUGGUGGGAGUCCCUCACCAAGCUUCGCAUCUUCGAGGAGCGCGGGUACGACAAGGUCGUGUACUUGGACGCAGACAUGUGGCUCCAUCGCAACUUGGAUCACUUGUUUAUGCUAAAACGCAACAACGACGUAAACGAUGAUCCGCACGAGCCCCCGCCUCGUUCUCACCAGGCUACGCUUGACCAGCCUAAAGCCACCAGUACCGACGUCGAUUCGUCCAUGUUAUGGGCCCCACGGGCGUACUACAUAUCUCCCCAGCCAUUCUUUGCCUCGACGUUGAUGGUGUUUACUCCAUCUAACGCCCGCUUCCGUCAACUCUAUGACGCAGUGACCCAGUCCACCCGCCAAGACUACUUUGACAUGGACGUAUUGAACGAUGUUUGGGACCCUGUGACGUUCCUUCCGUCGCAUUAUGUCGUGCUCAACUCGGAACUCCUGAAUAGUCCGUCACUCGUGUUUGAGUUUGCAAACGCGUCGGACCGUAUCGCACACACGUACGCGCAUCAUUUCUCGGCCCUGCCAAACGGAACCUAUGGCAAGCCAUGGGAAGUUGACCGACCAGUGGGCCACAAGUGGCGCACCAAACGAAAGGCGGCACCGCUGUUUUAUCAGCUGUUCGACAUGUACUUGGACGCCAACGACAGGUUGUGUCCGUGGCUGCAACCACGCGAUGUAGGCAGGCACCCCCCGCAAGAUAGCUAGUGUUGCACUUGCUAUUUGGGGACAAGGGAUGAUUCUCUAAUUCAUAUGUAUACAUACAUACAUGUACACCA
Molecule: messenger RNA, 1100 nt
Organism: Aphanomyces astaci
Lineage: Eukaryota; Oomycota; Saprolegniomycetes; Saprolegniales; Verrucalvaceae
Exons: 1
Coding region: 103-1029 (308 amino acids)
Molecular function (GO): glycosyltransferase activity
Source: RefSeq, a predicted model, not a curated record